CAACGCCAGACACUGAGGCAGCGCCGGUGCGGAGGGGGCGAUGGAGAAUUUCACGGCGCUUUUCGGGGCUCAAGCUGACCCACCGCCUCCCCCAGCCGCACUAGGCUUCGGACCCGGAAAGCCUCCACCCCCGCCCCCGCCCCCGCCGGGCGGGGGACCGGGCACAGCGCCGCCUCCCACGGCGGCCACAGCUCCUCCCGGCACAGACAAGUCAGGGGCUGGUUGUGGCCCCUUCUAUCUAAUGCGGGAACUGCCAGGCAGCACAGAGCUGACAGGCAGCACCAAUCUCAUCACACACUACAACCUGGAACAAGCCUAUAAUAAAUUCUGUGGCAAGAAGGUAAAGGAGAAGCUAAGCAACUUCCUGCCCGACCUGCCGGGGAUGAUCGAUCUACCUGGAUCUCAUGACAACAGCAGCCUCCGCUCCCUUAUUGAGAAGCCCCCUAUUCUUGGCGGCUCUUUUAAUCCUAUCACAGGGACCAUGCUGGCUGGCUUCCGCCUCCACACCGGACCGUUGCCAGAACAGUGUCGCCUGAUGCAUAUUCAGCCUCCCAAGAAGAACAAGAAGCACAAGCACAAACAGAGUCGGACCCAGGAUCCUGUCCCCCCAGAAACACCAUCUGAUUCGGAUCACAAGAAGAAGAAAAAGAAAAAAGAAGAGGAUCCUGACCGGAAGAGGAAGAAGAAAGAGAAGAAGAAAAAGAAGAGCCGACAUAGUCCAGACCACCCGGGUAUGGGCAGCUCUCAGGCCAGCAGCAGCAGCAGCCUUCGCUAACUACCACUGGACUCUACCAGGAUGGCUUUUCCUACUGAACUUCUAACAGAAGCUGCCUUCCAGGCUCUUGGCCAACGCCUUGGGAAUACCCAGCAGCCAAGGCAGAGGCCAACUCCUGCUCUGCUUGGUUGCAAUGAAUACAUUAGAGAGGGAAGGGCCAUCCUUUCAUAAGGCUCAGCCCAGUUGGCUUUCUCAUGGACAUCUCUUCCUCUCCCAGGAAGCUAUUUCUUCUGUUUUGUGCAAUUUGUUUAAUAUCAGAACUUGACCUGUUAAGUUUUUCUUUAAAAAAAAAAAACCUGCAUUUAUCCAACUGGCUCAAGUGUGGCUGUCUGUUAAGGGAGGUAAGUGCCUUUCUAUGAAAGUCAGUGGUUAAGACAAGUCAUUCCUAAGCUUUAAGGGGAUUUGAGUCGUCUUUGCAUUAUCUCAUUGGCAGGCAGGGAAACAACCAGAAUGACUGAGGAACAUGGUCCAAAAGAGGCACAGCUUCAUAAUACUCUCCCAUAAUGUCGAGAACAAAGUGCCUGGAUGAUCUUCAGGCUCCAUUCUGAAGAGCUGAUCCAUUUAAACCUCAACAGAUUCUAGGUCAAGUUUGGGUUGAAACAGAAUAGUCAACUGAAAAAGCACCUACAAUCACCGUCUACUUCAAUAUACUUCAACCAGAUUGACUCUUUGGUCAGAAAACUAUAAUGUUUUGAAAUGAACCUCUGGCAAGCAAAGGUAAAUGUUUCUUUUAUCUUUAUAAAAUCCUUUGGCCUGCCUCAUUCCUUAGAUAACAAAGUUUGGCGGAUAAGCUCCCAAGACAGCAAAAAGGGCAGCCUAGACUAUCAAAGUGUAAAAGAAAGCAGUUUACUUUUCUGCAGUACGGUUGGUAACUGAAACCCAAACUACUGUAACCUAGCUUUAAACUAAAUUUAACACAGAACAGUUAAAAUCUAUUGCCAUGAACCAAGGUUGUUCCUAGGUCAGUAGAUGGAAAACCACUCACUCAGCUUGUUUUAAUCUGGGAUUUCAGAACAAGAGUUUGUAUGCUUAAGUUGCAGAUGGUGAAGAUAACGGGUUCUAGCCAGUCUGCUGAGAAUUAGUGUCUGAGGAUGCCUGUCUAAAAUGAAAGCAGAGGGCCUGGCACUGUGGCACAGCAGGUAAAGCCACUGCCUGCAGUAUCGGCAUCCCAUAUGGGUACCGGUUCAUGUCCUGGCUGCUCCACUUCUGAUCCAGCUCUCUGCUAUGGCCUGGGAAAGCAGUGGAAGAUGGCCCAAGUGCUUGGGCCCCUGCACCCAUGUGGGAGACCCAGAAGAAACUCCAGGCCCCUGGCUUCAGAUCAGCAUAGCUCCAGCCAUUACAGCCAUUUGGGGAGUGAACCAGCGGGUGGAAGACCUCUCUCUCUGCCUGUUAAUUUUGCCUUUCAAAUAAAUAAAUCUUUAAAAAAAUAAAAUGAGCACAGAGCCUUUCCCCUUUGACAAAGAGUAUGAGAUAACCUAAUUCAGUUUCCAGUCAACCUGCUUUUACCAGGCUUCCGUAGCUUGAUUUUUCUUUGCAGACAAAAUCCUUAUGUUAAGUAGCAACAUGAAGCCGUGUGAAUUUUUGAAUCACCCAAAUUAAAACAGGACUUGUCACCUUAAGUAAUUUCACUAUGUCCUGCGUAACACAGGCCAGGAUCAGAGAAGUCUGUGAGGCGUUCUUUGUGAUGACUUCCCACCUUGCGUCACCAGACACAAUAACACAAGUCAGGGGGAGCCGUUAGAUCAGGAUUUCUUUUUAUUCUUUGUCGGUUUAAAAUGGCUAAUCAGAAUAAAAAAUAAAAGGGCCUCUGUGCAGAGGCUGGGGUCUUCCCUAUUUAGAGAUUAGAACCCAGGUAUCCCCUCUACCCAGCACCAUACUAAGGUGGGCUGAGGGGUAACCCCCAAGGGACAACUGGAGGGGCCUAGGCCUGCCACUCCUUCUCUCUAUCCCAUUUUUGGCAUGUGAUGAAAAAUAUUGCUUUUUGGAUUCUUCUCUCCUGUCCUUGUACUUUAAAAUCACCUUAACUGUAGGCCAGGGGAAGCUCUGAGGGGCU
Lepus europaeus (European hare) is the source of this 2828-nucleotide messenger RNA. RefSeq names its product mediator complex subunit 19 (gene MED19). Gene Ontology annotation, biological process: positive regulation of transcription by RNA polymerase II. Gene Ontology annotation, cellular component: mediator complex. Gene Ontology annotation, molecular function: transcription coregulator activity; transcription factor binding. NCBI's taxonomy places the organism in Eukaryota, Metazoa, Chordata, Mammalia, Lagomorpha, Leporidae. The record is from RefSeq and is a predicted model, not a curated record. The transcript has 5 exons. Bases 41 to 775 code for a protein of 244 amino acids.